Molecule: messenger RNA, 510 nt
Organism: Baudoinia panamericana UAMH 10762
Lineage: Eukaryota; Fungi; Ascomycota; Dothideomycetes; Mycosphaerellales; Teratosphaeriaceae
Exons: 1
Source: RefSeq, a predicted model, not a curated record
AAGGACCGUCAGCUUGUGUGCGAACUGCGACAAGUUUCUCUAGGCUCGACGCCGGACUACGAUGCAAUAUCCUACGCUUGGAACGGUGAGAAACCGACCGUGCCUGUCAUAUGCAAUGGCAGGACUCUGUUGCUUACGCCAUCUCUCCACGAGGCUCUCUAUACACUUUAUCGCAUGGGUCAGCUACGUGCUGUGUGGGCUGAUGCGAUAUGCAUUGACCAGUCCAAUGACUCAGAGAAGGCCAUCCAGGUACCGCUUAUGGGCCACUACUAUACCCACGCCAAGCGAGUCCUUGUCUGGCUCGGAACUUCAGGUCUCUCUACCACACUUGCCAUGCGGGCUAUUCCGGAUCUGAAUCGUCAGUUGAGUAGAACUCCGGACUCGAUUGUGAUCACGAACAAAUCGCUACUGCAGCAUGACCUGCCGCGGAUGGAAGACCCCGUCUGGAAGGGCAUCGGGGAAGUUUUGGCACGCUCAUGGUUCAGACGGUUGUGGAUUGUGCAAGAGGUU